CGACGUGAUCGGCUAUCGCGCGCCUGCGCCAUUGGGCUGUCAGUCAGAGGCGGCGUGGGGAGCGCUGGGAGCAGUUGUGGCGCCCCGGGAGCUGAGUGUGUAAAAAAUGGAAUUUCAAGCAGUAGUGAUGGCUGUUGGCGGGGGAUCUCGGAUGACAGAUCUGACUUCCAGUAUUCCCAAACCUCUGCUUCCAGUUGGGAACAAACCUUUAAUUUGGUAUCCAUUGAACCUGCUCGAGCGUGUUGGAUUUGAAGAAGUCAUUGUGGUUACAACCAGAGAUGUCCAAAAGGCUCUAAGUGCAGAGUUCAAGAUGAAGAUGAAGGCAGAUAUUGUGUGCAUUCCAGAUGAGGCUGACAUGGGAACAGCAGAUUCUCUGCGCCAAAUAUAUCCAAAAAUUAAGACAGAUGUGCUGGUCCUGAGCUGUGAUCUGAUAACAGAUGUUGCCUUACAUGAGGUCGUAGACCUGUUCAGAGCUUACGAUGCCUCACUUGCCAUGUUAAUGAGAAAAGGCCAAGAUAGCUUAGCACCAGUUCCAGGACAAAAGGGGAAAAAAAAAGCAGUGGAGCAGCGUGACUUCAUUGGAGUGGACAGCACAGGAAAGAGGCUGCUCUUCAUGGCUAAUGAAGCAGACUUGGAUGAAGAGCUGGUCAUUAAGGGAUCCAUCCUCCAGAAGCACCCUAGAAUACGCUUCCAUACAGGCCUUGUGGAUGCCCACCUCUACUGCUUAAAAAAAUACGUUGUGGAUUUCCUAGUGAAAAAUGGGUCAAUCACUUCUAUCCGGAGUGAACUGAUUCCAUACCUAGUGAGAAAACAGUUUUCUACAGCUUCCUCACAACAGGGACAAGAAGAUAAAGAAGAGGAUCUAAAGAAAAAGGAACUGAAGUCCCUAGAUAUUUAUAGUUUUAUAAAAGAAACCAACACACUGACCUUGGCUCCAUAUGAUGCCUGCUGGAAUGCCUGUCGAGGGGGCAGGAGAGAAGACUUGUCCCAAGUACGCUGCUACGUCCACAUCAUGAAGGAGGGUGUCUGCACUCGAGUGAGCACACUGGGCCUCUACAUGGAAGCAAACAGGCAGGUGCCCAAAUUGCUGUCUCUUCUCUGUCCAGAAGAAUCACUGGUCCAUUCAUCCGCCCAGAUUGUCAACAAACACUCAGUUGGAGCAGACAGCCUCAUCGGGCCAGAUACACGGAUUGGAGAGAAGUCGUCCAUUAUGCAUUCAGUCAUCGGUUCAUCCUGUCUCAUCAAAGAUAGAGUGACUAUUGCCAAUUGCCUUCUUAUGAAUUCAGUCACUGUGGAAGAAGGGAGCAACAUCCAGGGCAGCGUCAUCUGCAACAACGUCGUGAUCGAAAAGGGAGCAGACGUCAAGAACUGCUUGAUUGGAAGUGGCCAGACAAUUGAAGCCAAAGCUAAGCGAGUGAACGAGGUGAUCGUGGGGAGUGACCAGCUCAUGGAAAUCUGAGUUCUGAGCAAGUCAGACUUCUUCCUUUUGCCCCCCGAAGCUACAGAUGUUGGCUGGCCCACCUGUUUGACUCUGUAUUUAUUUCCCAAUAAAGAAGGGCUUCUAAAGACA
Messenger RNA from Tupaia belangeri chinensis (Chinese tree shrew), 1570 nucleotides. RefSeq names its product eukaryotic translation initiation factor 2B subunit gamma (gene EIF2B3). Gene Ontology annotation, molecular function: translation initiation factor activity; guanyl-nucleotide exchange factor activity. Bases 107 to 1459 code for a protein of 450 amino acids. The transcript is spliced from 12 exons. The record is from RefSeq and is a predicted model, not a curated record. Gene Ontology annotation, biological process: biosynthetic process; cytoplasmic translational initiation. Gene Ontology annotation, cellular component: eukaryotic translation initiation factor 2B complex; guanyl-nucleotide exchange factor complex. Lineage: Eukaryota; Metazoa; Chordata; Mammalia; Scandentia; Tupaiidae.